This is a messenger RNA of Dipodomys ordii (Ord's kangaroo rat), 2503 nucleotides long. It is a transcript of the gene Galnt13, whose product is annotated as polypeptide N-acetylgalactosaminyltransferase 13. The coding region runs from base 105 to 1793 and encodes 562 amino acids. The record is from RefSeq and is a predicted model, not a curated record. NCBI's taxonomy places the organism in Eukaryota, Metazoa, Chordata, Mammalia, Rodentia, Heteromyidae. Gene Ontology annotation, cellular component: Golgi apparatus. The transcript is spliced from 12 exons.
UGGGAUGCAUCCUACUUUUAUCCUGGAGUUCACUUCUGUGGCUUGGAUUUAUCACAGUAGCUUUCGUCUUCGAUCUGAGUGUUGACUAAAGAUCAAGCAAAGACAUGAGGAGAUUUGUCUACUGCAAGGUGGUUCUAGCCACUUCUUUGAUGUGGGUCCUUGUGGAUGUCUUCUUACUCCUGUACUUCAGUGAGUGUAACAAAUGUGAUGACAAGAAGGAGAGAUCCCUGCUGCCUGCACUGAGGGCUGUUAUUUCAAGAAACCAAGAAGGGCCAGGAGAAAUGGGAAAGGCUGUGCUGAUUCCUAAAGAUGACCAAGAGAAAAUGAAAGAGCUGUUUAAAAUCAAUCAGUUUAACCUUAUGGCCAGUGAUUUGAUUGCUCUUAACCGAAGUCUGCCGGAUGUAAGAUUAGAAGGAUGCAAGACAAAAGUCUACCCAGAUGAACUUCCAAACACAAGUGUAGUCAUUGUGUUUCACAAUGAAGCUUGGAGCACUCUCCUGAGAACUGUGUACAGUGUUAUAAAUCGCUCCCCACAUUCCCUGCUCUCUGAGGUCAUCUUGGUCGAUGAUGCAAGUGAAAGAGAUUUUCUCAAAUUGACAUUGGAGAAUUACGUGAAAAAUUUAGAAGUGCCAGUAAAAAUCAUCAGGAUGGAAGAGCGCUCUGGGUUAAUACGUGCACGUCUUCGAGGAGCAGCUGCUUCCAAAGGGCAGGUCAUCACUUUUCUGGAUGCUCACUGUGAGUGUACACUAGGUUGGCUGGAGCCCUUGCUGGCAAGAAUAAAGGAAGACAGGAAAACAGUUGUGUGCCCUAUUAUUGAUGUGAUUAGUGAUGAUACCUUUGAAUAUAUGGCUGGGUCAGACAUGACUUAUGGAGGUUUUAACUGGAAACUGAAUUUCCGGUGGUAUCCGGUUCCACAAAGAGAAAUGGACAGGAGGAAAGGAGACAGAACAUUACCUGUCAGGACCCCUACUAUGGCUGGUGGCCUAUUUUCUAUUGAAAGAAACUACUUUGAAGAGAUAGGAACUUACGAUGCAGGAAUGGAUAUCUGGGGUGGAGAGAAUCUUGAAAUGUCUUUUAGGAUCUGGCAAUGUGGAGGCUCUUUGGAGAUUGUGACUUGCUCCCAUGUUGGACAUGUUUUUCGAAAGGCAACUCCAUAUACUUUUCCUGGAGGCACUGGUCAUGUGAUUAACAAGAAUAACAGGAGAUUGGCAGAAGUUUGGAUGGAUGAAUUUAAAGAUUUCUUCUAUAUCAUAUCUCCAGGUGUUGUCAAAGUGGAUUAUGGCGAUGUGUCAGUCAGGAAAAUGCUAAGAGAAAAUCUGCAGUGUAAGCCCUUUUCUUGGUACCUAGAAAACAUCUAUCCGGACUCCCAGAUCCCCAGGCGUUAUUACUCACUUGGUGAGAUAAGGAAUGUUGAAACCAAUCAAUGUUUAGACAACAUGGGCCGCAAGGAAAAUGAAAAAGUGGGAAUAUUCAACUGCCAUGGCAUGGGAGGAAAUCAGGUGUUUUCAUACACUGCUGACAAAGAAAUCCGAACUGAUGACUUGUGCUUGGAUGUCUCCAGGCUCAAUGGACCUGUGAUCAUGUUAAAAUGCCACCAUAUGAGAGGAAACCAGCUGUGGGACUAUGACGCUGAGUCCUGUCUCUCAGUAAGCCAAGCAGCAGAUGGCCCCCAGCAUGCCAUUGUGGAAACAUGUAAUGAUAGCAUUUUACAAAAAUGGCUACUAAGAAACUACACAAGGAUAGAAAUUUUUAGAAAUAUUUUUGGAAAUCUUACCAAUUACUUGCUCAAGUGAUAUUUUAGAAAGACUCACCUUGAGACAUGUUAACAGUAACCAGUGUCUUGACGAACCUUCUGAAGAAGACAAAAUGGUGCCCACCAUGCAGGACUGCAGCGGAAGCAGAUCCCAACAGUGGCUGCUGAGAAACAUGACUUUGGGGGCUUGAAGAUCCUUCCCCCCAGCCAUGGAGGUGUCUACAUUUUGUUUCUUCAUUGUUUUAGUUAGAGGAAGGUAUUAACUUUGCUGAAUUGAACAUUAAAAAAAUCCUUUUAGUACUCUAAAACACAGUUGUUUACAAUUCAUUUCUAGGAAUGUUUGAUUAUUUCCCUACUAAAAUUUGUAUCUGAUUGAAGAAGCACAUAAAAUAUAAAUAAUAGCAGAUGUUAUUAAACAUUGGAACAAUUUGAAAAACAAAUUGUGUUUGCUUUAAAAUAAUCUUUAUUGUCCUCACAUCACAGGGUUCUUGGGGAAUUAUUUUAUUUUUUGUUGUCAUAGAGAUUAAAAAGAGAAUGUAAUGCCUUAUUAAAUAACUUCAUUAUAAAAUAUUAUCAGUUACUUUAUAAAUUCACUGUUUCUACAGGAGUUUCAUGGAAACAAAUGUUGAAUUUUUAUGUCAAUAAUAUGACUAUAGAAUAAAUUAUUUAUUGGCAUUGAUUUCAUCAUUUAAAUAUUAGGCUCCAUAUUUUGUACCAAGAAAAACAAUUAAAUUGCUUAUUCAAUUCAUG